AUGGCGGAUGCCGAAUGGGAAAUAUCGGCUCUCUCUUUCCCCACUGAAGUGGAAAAUGAAGAAGGCAUCCAACACUUGACAGUGAUCUCGCCGCAAUUGAAUACCGCGGCCAAAUGCGAUGCCAAUAGCGGCGAUAGUUCCCAGAAGCAGCCCGAUGACUUUGGAGUCCCGCCGUUAUGCCCCAUACCUUCCGGAGGUGGCAGCAGUGCGAACGCUGAGGUUGCGCAGGAAAGGCACCUUGUUGAACUUCUGCAUAAAGCCUCACAGGUCAUCAAGGAGGAGCGGGCACGCUCUGCCACCCUUCAGCAAGAGCUGAAUGAGUUGCGUCAGUCUAGCUCGGCACAGCUUGUUACGCAGCAGCUUCAGAAUGAAAACCGGGAGCUAAAAAGAGAGUUAUUGUCCCUGCAUAAUCAAAUGGAUAAAGCGCAGGCGUAUGACCUGCAGCCGAGGCGUCAGGUAGGAAAGAAGAAAGAUCAGAGAUCGGUGAGAAGCGGCAGCUUGCCCUCAAUGGAGCGCGGCACCGACAGCGUUACAUCGAGGCCGUCAGCGUCGCGGACACCAUUUACGCCAUUGACUGCGAACACUGAUGCUGGCGGAAGUUACAGCGACGCACAGCACAGGAAGAGACAGGCCGUCUCGCUUCAGCGGCGACAACUACUCGCCCCAAGCGAGAGUUCCAGGGAAAGGGGCUCCAGCGGCUCGCAACAAAUACAGGAACCCCCAUCAUCCCCACAAAAACAACAACAAGAAGAGCGGAAUCAGAAGACGAAACAGCAAUAUGCUGCAAAGAAACGUGCGUCAUCGUCAUUGUCCAAUUUACCAUUCGUCCCGCAGAAACAGUUGCCUAACGAUAAAAAGGAGGAGGUGUUGGUGUUGCCGCAGUCCCUUUUGAAAUCUCCCGCUGCGGAGGAGAUCUGGCAAGCCAAUGCGUCGUAUAACCGUGAGACGGCGUACAGUUUGGGAAUGAUCACACGACUUCGCCGCGCGAUGGCGCCACCACCCACAAAAGAGCAGUUGGGUGAAGUUAUCCAUGCGAUGGUGCAGGAGAUUGUGCGGGAUGCACGUCGUCGUGGAAUUGGCCUGAAAUUAACGCGUCAAGCACCGUGUGUGUAUCUUUUUGAACUGCGAGGCGCUACCUCCAAAAAGGGGAAGGGCGACACUGCACGCGUUGUGCAUCUUUCAAUUGACAGUGGACGUCUUUCUGUGAAGGUAGGCGGUGGCCACGAAAACCUUUUAGAAUACAUAGAGCGAUAUCAUUCCCUGUCAAGCGUGUAG
This is a messenger RNA of Trypanosoma cruzi, 1275 nucleotides long. RefSeq lists its product as uncharacterized. Bases 1 to 1275 code for a protein of 424 amino acids. The transcript has a single exon. The record is from RefSeq and is a predicted model, not a curated record. Lineage: Eukaryota; Euglenozoa; Kinetoplastea; Trypanosomatida; Trypanosomatidae.